AUGUUCGAUGUGAUGUAUGUGCAAGUAUUCCAGGGCUUUGGAGCUUUCCCACCACAAAGUCAAGCUCAGCAGCAGCCUGCAUUCGCGCCAUCAUUCAAUCAACAGUCGCAAUUCGGCCAGGGACCACCGUCGGAACCAGCACCGCCAGCUGGUGGAGUUCCGCCGCCGUUCGCUCCACCAAUGGGUGGCUUUGCACCGCCUCCAAUGGGCGGACCGUCCGGAAUACCUGGAGGGAAUCCGUUUGCCCGAGGUCCUGGAGGUCCGGGAAUGUAUCGCGGUUCACCCUAUCAUCAGUGA
This is a messenger RNA of Ostertagia ostertagi, 297 nucleotides long. NCBI's taxonomy places the organism in Eukaryota, Metazoa, Nematoda, Chromadorea, Rhabditida, Trichostrongylidae. The record is from the annotation of a GenBank genome assembly.